AUUAGUGGAAUAUGAUCAAUUUAACAUUAUCAUUGUGACAUAUUUUAUAAAAUGUCCCAUAUACAAUAUGUAGAUGAAUUAGUUAGAGAAUAUUUAUUAUUUAGAGGUUUUUCCAAUACAUUAAAAAGUUAUGAUAAUGAACUAAAACAUGACAAAGAUCGAGGAUUUAGAGUUGAUAAGCUGAUAGAUCAAAUUAUUAGUUAUAUUCACAAUUAUGAUUUACAGGGCUUGAGAGACCUAUGGGGUCACUUAGAUAGUUUAUUAUUUUCUAAACUCGAGCAACAUUUUACACCAGCUAUUCGAAAAUUGGAGUUUAGCUUACUAAAAUAUUAUUUAGUAACAGCAGUCACUAACAACAAAAUUGACAAAGUAACAGAAUUUUUUACAAAACUUGCAUCAGAACUGCAAUCUCAAACAGAAUGGAAAGAUUGGUUUGUCUUACCCUAUAUAAAGUCUCCUGAAGACAACCCAACAUUUUCAGUAUAUUUCACAAAACAAUGGCAAGAUACUCUCCUAGUGUCUCUACAUAAUUUAUUAGCCACAGUAUUCCAGUGUAUGCCACAGCCUACAUUGAGCAGCAUUGAUGCAGAAGCUUCUCUAAUUAAAAGACUUCAAGAAGAAAAUAAUCAUCUUCGAAACAGGCUUGCUAGUAUGCAACCUAUAACAAAUUUACACGAUAUUGUACCAAUUGAAGUACCACCUCCAACGCACUUGGUGGAUGAUUUUUAUAUAAUAGCACAAGAUUCAUCCCAGAGCCUCACUGAAUAUGCUUCUCAUCAAGCGAGAAGUUUAAAAUCUUUAAUAAAGAAUAUUGGAUCUGGUGGCAGUCCUGUAAUGGGGAGGAAGGACACUUCCAGUGAUAGAAAUAAAAAGCGAUCUGGUUCAGUUGGGAGCAGUAGGCUUAGUUCUAAUUAUUGAAUCGCUUGCUAAGUUAUUGUAUUUGAA
This is a messenger RNA of Ctenocephalides felis (cat flea), 945 nucleotides long. RefSeq names its product WD repeat-containing protein 91-like. The record is from RefSeq and is a predicted model, not a curated record. NCBI's taxonomy places the organism in Eukaryota, Metazoa, Arthropoda, Insecta, Siphonaptera, Pulicidae. The transcript is spliced from 5 exons. Gene Ontology annotation, molecular function: protein binding; phosphatidylinositol 3-kinase regulator activity. Gene Ontology annotation, biological process: early endosome to late endosome transport. Bases 52 to 918 code for a protein of 288 amino acids. Gene Ontology annotation, cellular component: early endosome membrane; extrinsic component of endosome membrane; late endosome membrane.